AUGGGUCUCCUGGAGCUGGUGGCCUCAAACAUUGUUUUGCGAAUCGUUCGUUUGGCUAGUGACUUCGUGCUGUUGGGGAUCUUCAACUUCAUCAAGAAGAAAAUUCAGCAAAUGGCAUUCCUGAGGCUUCUGGUGUUGCUGGUCGUCGGUGUUGCGACUGCUGGGGCGGACUGCGGUCCCAAAGACGGGGCGUUUGUGUGUCGGGACGUCUGCGGCGAGGAGGUGAGGGGCGCCGGCGGCUACGGGCACCGCGUGACGUUCGUCGGGGCAAUGCUGUUCUUGGACUGCGUCAGGCAGGCGGACCUCAAGGAGGUGAAGCUGCUGUUGCCGACGGUCUGCGUUGGGUGUCAGGCCGACAUGGAUUGUGUCGUGACGCCUUGGAGGUGGUGCGAGGAAGUCGUGCCACCCGAGCCGGAGGUCUUGACGGCGGCAGUUCUGCCGGUGGUUGAUGAGCCUCGCCCAGUGGCGCUGACGGCCAACCUGGCGGUCGUCCACGUGCCGGCGAGCAAAACGCCUUUUGUGGUUCGGGCGCUGCCCUCAACGCAGCAAAGCGUUGUGGUGGCCCAAGAGGUGCCACAUGUCAUCAAGGCACCGUCGUCAAUGCCGGAGGUGACGGUCAACAUCAAACAUGGUGUUGCACACGUCAAGGCAGACGUGGACCCUUGGACAGCCAUGGUCCUGGUUUUUAUGGGCCUUGGUGGGGCUGGAGCCACAUCUUUGGCUGUCUUUUUGGUUUGGCUUGUCAAGUUCAUCAGGAACAAG
Messenger RNA from Notodromas monacha, 762 nucleotides. NCBI's taxonomy places the organism in Eukaryota, Metazoa, Arthropoda, Ostracoda, Podocopida, Cyprididae. The record is from the annotation of a GenBank genome assembly.